Messenger RNA from Sapajus apella (tufted capuchin), 18038 nucleotides. It is a transcript of the gene TCF7L2, whose product is annotated as transcription factor 7 like 2. The transcript has 11 exons. NCBI's taxonomy places the organism in Eukaryota, Metazoa, Chordata, Mammalia, Primates, Cebidae. The coding region runs from base 14974 to 16281 and encodes 435 amino acids. Gene Ontology annotation, cellular component: catenin-TCF7L2 complex; beta-catenin-TCF complex. Gene Ontology annotation, biological process: canonical Wnt signaling pathway; regulation of transcription by RNA polymerase II. The record is from RefSeq and is a predicted model, not a curated record. Gene Ontology annotation, molecular function: DNA-binding transcription factor activity, RNA polymerase II-specific; RNA polymerase II cis-regulatory region sequence-specific DNA binding.
CUAGCCUGGGCAACAGAGUGAGCCCUUGUCAAAUAAAUAAAUAAAACAAUUACUAACCAGCUAAUCUCAAAUCAGUUCUUCUGAGUCCCCUGAGCCUGUUUAUUUUUCUGUCUGUAAAAGGGGCUGUCUACAUGCGAGACUUUGAUUAUGAGAAAUAGUCACUCCUCAACUUCCUUGAAGAGGUGCUAGACAAAAACAAGAUGGUUGUGAAAAAAAAUAACACUACCGUCCAGACUGUGCUAAGAUACUUGGUUGCAUUUGAAACCCGUUUCACAGUCUGCUUUGGGCAGGUGAUUGCGACAUGCUUUCCAUCUGUGCCUAAUGGGAGCACGCUCUCAGCUCCACAUGGCAGCAGGAACAUUGGCAGGGUUGUCCCGGAGAGAAGAGAGCGCCAACAGGCGUUGCUAUGGUGGAGGCAUGACAUAAUUCAGUUUUACUUGAUUAUUCACUGGAUGUGCCCAUUGUAUGUAAGCCUCUGGGUAUGUUUACAAGGAGCUUAGGAAAGAGGUAGAGGCGGUGCCGUCAGCAGAAGGGCCAGACAUGUUCACACACACACACACGUGCGUGCACAUGCACACGCACACACACACGCACACUUUUCUUCCCUGGUAUCCAACCCCAGUCUUGGGGCAGGGGUGAAAUCACCACCCGGCUAGUGACUGGCAAGGCUCAGACAACUUGCUCUUCUAAAAUCUCCUCCCCUGGCCUCAUAAUUCCCUGUAGCAGCUUGGGGCUUGGGUGUGUACGCACCUGAUUUCUCUAAGGACACAUACGUGUGAUAAAGGGCACAGCAAUUUCCCGUGCUUACUUAAUAAUGUUUAAAUCUACUUACUGGAUUUGGGUGCCUUUCCUUGCCAGCAUUCCUAAACUUCAUGUGAACAGCAAAAGUUCGAAGGCCACUGAAACAUCAUUUAUUUGUUAAUGAAAAUCAAGCCAUUUCAGAAUGGGAUCGCACUGUCCUGCCCUGCCACCUUCCCUCUGAUGCUAUGGAGGCGUGCUGUCUUUCUCCAGAGGCAAGCAAUAUUGUAUUUUAAGCUUAUGAGGCAAUCACGGGAGGCGAGUUUGGCCAGUGUCUGUGUAUUCAGAUCCUCUUCCUUUUAAAAAAGAGUAAAAUAGAAGUAGAAGGCUAUUCCCUGAUUAUGCUUUCCUGGUGGGUUUCUGUUUGUCCUUGCUGUUUAUCAAAUGACUUCUCCUCUGCUUCCUAUUCAUUUGUUAAUAUUAACUCUUGGUUGUAGCAGAGAGUCACAGUUAUCUGAAAAGCAAAUUCACUCAUUUUUGUCAUAUUGCCAUAGUAAGCAGUAGUUAAUUAGGGGCCCCAUGAGUGACAGGAGCCUUUGGGUUCCGUAACCGAAAACCCGCCCCAAACACUGGCCAUCCAGGUCUGCCUUGUCAAGUCGGUGAGAUCCUGACAGCUUGCAGUUUCUUCAGCUUCCCUCCUUGCACUUCAGUGCAGGAGCGGCCCAGUAAUAGUCCUGAUCCUGCAAAUAAGAGCACAAACGCCCGUAAGCACGUGAUUAGGAAAUAUUGCCAUUCUGACUACAUCAGCAACUUGUAACCAAAGCAACUAGAUGUCUUUACUUAAUUCAUGCACCCCUACCUCCCCACCAGUGCUUGAUUAGCUAACUGGUCAGUGGCUAAGAAGACACAAAUCACAGGGCAUAGGGCACCCUCACCACCCAGUAGAGCUGCCUGGGCUGGAUGAACUGGCCAGGUUGAUGACUUCUCUUGACAGGAGGGGGGACCCUGUGUUGCUGGCACCUUCACGUAGAAGCAGAUAUGAGGCAUUUCUUAGAGCAGCGUUCACCCCCUUUAGAAAUUGUGACCCUCUGUCCAUGUUUGUCUGGACAGCUCCCAGUUCUCCAAGCCCCAAAGAAUUGUGUGGCUUCUCUUCGUUCUCCAGCAUUUAAAGAAAUUAAAUUAGUUUUCCUGUGUUCCUCACAGUCUAAUUUGUUUCUCAUUAGAGAUAAAUAACAUUAGACACUUGGAGAAUCAUAAACCCAAGGAUUUCUAUGUUAGCUUUCCAAGGCCUUUUUUUUUUUUUUAAGAGAGAGGGGAAACAAAAUAUUUGGGUCAGGUAUUUUAAGAUGUUAAAUAUAAAAAUCAGCCUUUUAAGAAUCAAAUCCAAAGCCAGUCACUUAGCCUUAUAUUUCUCCCUGUGAUUCCACUUUUCAAAACCCAGGAUGACCAUCAGGAUGGGUUUAGUUGGACUAUCAGUGGUUAUAGGUCAAAUCGUGGUCUCAUUAUUGUUAAAAUCUUCAUAAGACCCCCUCUAAUCCUGUGAGUUUUCAGAAGGAAAUCUCUGUGAACAGUCCUGGCAUUGCUUUGCCUGGUAACAUCUUAUUUACGGACAGUACCCCCAGCUGAGCUUUCUUGGUUAAUGUGUUUGCUCUGGCACUGCGGUUCCUUUUUAAUCAGAAAUGCGUAUCGAUAGGUUGCAUGGUUGGGGAAAAUGGCAUUUAUUUUGUAGCAUUUUCCCAAGAAAUAUUGAGUGAAUGUUUCUUUAGUACUAAACACAUAAUAGUCUUUGUCUUAAGAACUUACUAGCAUUGAGAUUUUUCUGUUGGAAUUUUCUUUAUUGAUACCAGACUCCAGUUGAUAUUUUUUUGGCAUCUCGAUCAGAAGGUCUGACUUUUUGGUGCUUAGCAGAGAAUACGUCCUUGAUAACCUGGAGGCGCCCUUAGUGGAGGCAAUGGUGUGUGGGCUUGAGAAGUCAGAGCAUUAGCACAUCUGUGUUUUCCUCCAGCGUGGAGUUUUGUCAUUUCUAAUGAUGACAGUCCAUCAGUCCACACGUUUCAAAAUGAAGAUAAAUUGAAUUAAUAUAUGUGAGUUAAGUGACUCAUUGAUAUAAUUAUACUGUGAGGAUUUCUUUAGUGUAACCUAACACAUUUAGUAGUGUUAAUUGUAACGGCAUUGCAUGGGAGCACUUAAUUUCCUAAACAAACAGAAUAAUUUAUUAAUUCUCAAAAAGCAAUUUCAAGGCCCAGACUGAGAGAGAAAGAGUAUGUAUUUUCCUGUAGUCUCAGUUUGCUUUGGUUUAUCAAAUUCAAAAUUGCCAAGAGUGUUUUUCCAGAUUCCCACUUGUUAUUGCUACAUUUCCAUGUGUGCCCAAUUCAAUAGUGUAUUGAAAUGAAAGUGGGAAAUAGGUACCGUCCAGUAAAUCUUAAUUAAGUCAUUGAAAAUUGAAGAACACUGAAUAAUAAAGCAGUUCUAAUUGCAGUUAAAACUGUAUUGGCAGCAGAUAUGCCUGAACAAGAAUGAUAAAGCAGCUGAGGAAGAGCCUUGGAUGGCAGAAUCGGAAAAGGGUAAUACACAGAUUAAAUGCAAAACUCAACUCGAAUGUUUUGUGAAAUGUAGGCAUGCUGUAUAAACCUAUUUUUUGCUGAAAAGCAUGUUUUCUCUCAUGUCAGAAAUGAUCACAGGAAUCCUUUUAAUAUUCAUUUAAAUAGUUUUUAAUUGGCUUCAGAGAGUUUAAAGUUCAGCAUGAAGGUGAGAUCUAAGCUUACUAAUUAGAUCGAAUGCAGUUUGACUUAAAGAUCAGACUUGAUAAUUAAACAAUUUCAUACCAAAUGUACAUUUUGAAAACAUUUCUUUUCACAUCCUUGAGGUAAAAUGGAUUUUCCAGAAUUUUUUUCCCUUCUUUUAAAACAGAAAUUUCUCUUACAGAAAGAUGAUCAAGUCUUGUACCGCAUGUUAGAAAAUGACAAACCUCUUAUUUGUUUGUCAUUUAGCCAACAUCCUGUGUUCAGGUUAUUUUAUUUAUUUUUUCCCAUCCAAGUAGAAUUUUGAAUUGCACGGAACGUUGUGAUGAACACAAGUUGUUGUAUCUUGUGUUUUUCCCCCCACCAAGUUGUUUGAUGCUGUUGAAAUGGAAGGCUGAAGUAGAAGGGGCACUUAAGCAGUGAAGGGUUUUUCUUUGUAAAUAAUAGAUCAAGAGCACUGGAUCUGUAUCUAAUGGAGCUGUGUGCGGCCUCCGUUUCAAGGACAGCGCGCGGUUUUAAAAACCACAACUACCGACCAUCCCGUCCGCAACCUGUGGUCAGUUUUGUGAAUGUGUGUGUGUGUGUCUCUGCUUGCCUUCUCUAAUUCCUUAGCACCCCUUCCCCCUUAAACAGGCUUCUGUCACGUCAUAUUUGAUUUCAUAAACUUAAAAAUAGAAACGUCAAACAAUAUAAAGAUGUAUAUCAAUAUAGCGCCUUACCUGUCUUCUAAUAUUAUGGAAUGAUUUCAGGAACUUUGAUCUUGUUUUACUCAGUGUAUGAAUAAGCCUAUUUGACUAUGGCAUGCUGUCUAAGAAAAGGUAGAUGUCUGUGGCUAAAAAUGCAGGAAUGUUUGUCUUAGUAGCAGAAAAACCGGAUUGGUUAUAUAUAGGUUACCUUGAUAAUCUGAUAAAGAAUUAAAUUUAUCAUUUUCUCCCCCUUUUCCCUUCCCCUUUCCUUUUUGUAGGUUAUAAAUAUUUCUUAUAUUUGCCAGUUUUAACUUAUGUUGGAAAACUGUAAAUUUGAUACACUCAGGUGUUGUGGUAUUAUUGCAUACAAUUCCUAAAAGCGUAAUAGAGCUUUGAUCCUUCUGAAUUUGAAUUAGUUACGUUUUUAUCACUUAUAAUCUAAAUUAGACCUAAUUAACAUUUUCCCUUGCAGUGUAAUAGUGCAAACAUUGCCAGUAUCUUAAAAUAUGUAGGCUCAGUCAAAAGCAUAUUUAAAAACAGAAAAAUAAACAUUAAAUGUUAAAGGUCAAGUAGGAGUCUAUGUAAGUAAAAUAGAAAUAAAAGUACAGAUGAAGCCUGGGGAUCCUUUGCUGAUUUCUGAAAUCGUUGUUAUAAGAUUACAAGGUAGUUACUGUAAAUUGAAACAUUUCUUUUUUUGGUGCUUUUUUAAAAUUCCCUAAGUGCAUCCUACCCAUUUGGGCCUAUUUUUAAAAAAGGGUUAAACAGUCUUUCCUUAUAAAAUAGAUACGUAGAUAACCUAGGUAAAUAGAUUUUAAAUCAAACAUUCUAAUUUUUUUUAUUACAUACAAAAAUAAAUGUUGAACGCUAAUGUUCCUAACACACUGCUUUCUUGAAAGAAAAUCAUUAAUCUUUUCAAAUGCAAGUGUAAACUUGAUCCAUUUUUGCUUUCUUGUCCAUAAAUCGUUGAUUACUGGUUUUGAAGGAAAAUGCAGUAUGAAUGUGUUUUGAAUUUUAACUUUGAAAUUGUGGAUGUACAACAUGUUCAUUGCAGUCAAAUCACAAGCAGAGAGAACCCAUUUGAAACAAUAUUUAAAGCAUUCCUGUUGGGGCGUUAUUUAAUGGGAAUGAUAAGUUUCAGAUUUAGGUUUUAGAAAGUUGAGGUUGGCCGUACUUCAAAUCUAUGGUUUAACUGCUUUGAAAGAACAGCUUUGCUUGUCUUCAGGGGGAAACAAAUAACUUAGGGGACAUCACUUCAUUCUCGAACAGUCUUUCAUCCCUAAGUAUAACAAAUUGUUUCUUUUAUUAAUGUGGUACUUGCACUAUGGAAGCAGUUCUUAAGGGAAAAUAAUCAGGAAGAUAUGCUUUGCUUCUCCUAGAUGCUACAACCUGAAAUAUGUUGCUACCUUCCUUGAAGGGGUUUUCCCUCCUCUCUCUCUCUCUCUCUUUCUCUCUCUCUCUCUCUCUCUCUCUCUCCUGCCCCCCAACAAAUAUAGCUAACGUAAUAGAAAUUACAGAACAGGAUACAAUGAGAUUUCCUUCCCUUCUCUCACAGCACGUUUUGGUUGGCUAGGAGAAAGCAAGGUAUUGGAAUAUGAUUAUCCCUAUUUAAGGAAAAAAAAAUGAUAUAAUUUGUCAUCUUACCAGUUCUCGGCAUUCUUUGUGGCGCGCGCUUAGUCAAUGCCGGGGAAACGGCGGUCUGACAGCUAAUAGAUAUCUCUGCCCUCAAUUGUUUAGACAUUUUUUUGUCUUUUGUGACAUUGAAGAAAAGACAAGGAAGGGAAUAGAAGCAACUAAAAAAUGUCAAAAGAUCAAAAAAUCAAUGGGCCGCAGGAAUGCAAUCUGUUUACCGGGGUGUAGCUGCCGUUUCUGCUCCACCACGAGUCCAAGGCGAUGUCUGGGGCAGGCACCGAAGUCGCGUCGCCUCCCUCCCUGGGAGCUGUGAUACGGCACACAAAGCGGGCACAUUAGCUGGCUGGCCCCCACCCCCUGCCCCUGUAAAUAAAUAAUAAAAUAAAUACAGGCUUUUCUCUUAAGUCUGCAAAAACCAAGUUUCUUUGGUCCUGUGUCUUUCGGUCCAUUUCCAACCAUUUCUAGGACUCGAUGGGCUCAGCCCAGCAGACGGGUUAGAGGAUUUACUGUUGGCAUUUUAAUGUUCUGGCCAGGGGGGAACACUUGAUGUUUGUUAUUAUUAUUUAUUUGUUUGAUUUUGGAGAAAAAGUCAAUGAAAAGUAAAUGGGUGAUAAUUAGGUGAAGCACAAUGAAUAAUGGUUUUGUCUCCAGCUUGGACUCUUUGGACGCGGCUUCUAUGUAUGUUUUGAGGUGAUCAGUGGGAGCAGGGGAAAUUUUAUUGGAAACUUGUUUCUUAGAGAAGAGAAAGGGGUAUGUGGAUAGUAAGACUUGUUUAGUUUUUUAGGGAGGGAGAGUGCUGGUUGCUUUCCAUAAGAACAUUUAGGUUUUGAACGACAGACUUCGUUGCCAUUUUCCUUUUUUAAACUUUUCAACCAACUGGUCGUGUGUGUGUGUGUGUGUGUGUGUGUGUGUGUGUGUGUGUGUUCACCUACAUAUUUGCCUGGAAUACAGUGAGAACCCAGAAAAAUGGAUGGGCCCUACCAGGCGAGGCUGCAAUCUGUUGGGGAAGCUUUUUUUUUUCUAUUCCCAAGCCUUGUAGUUGCUAUUUGAUAGUAAGUGUAGUCCAGCCUGCAUAUUUUAUAAACUUUCUAUUAAAGUUGUGGCAUGUUAUCAUAAAACUCAAUUGCGAUACUUUGUAUUACGCUCUGGGAUUGAGAGAUAGACAUAGGAUUAAAAAAACAAUUUCUAGGCAUUUCUAGAUGAUAAAUUUAAUUUUCUUUGCUAUUUGGAGGUCUUCUUUGAAAAUGCAAUUGUAAUGAACGCAUUCAGAACUGGAGAAUAGAUUUACCCUUGGCUUCAAAUAGUCGACGUUAUCAGGCGCUGUCAUUCGUUCCUUCCUAUUUUCGGGCUGCUAAUUGAUGUUUUUGAUGUCAGCAAGAAAAUUGAAGAAAAUGUCAUGUGUGAACCAGUGCGGAAGUUAAUAAGAUUGACUUCGUUGACAGAAUUUACAAUGAGAGCAGAGACCGCAUAAUGGGACCGCUGCGAAUUCGUGUGCUCUCUUUGGAGUCCAAAUUGACACCUCACGCUAGGCCAGUGGUCGAUAGGAGAGACGGAACAUUUGGGAAAGUUCCUAAUCUCAUUUUUCCCCCCUUACCUUUUGGUCUCCGAUGAUGAUUUAGUUUCACCGGCAGCUGUUUAUCCAGGGGGCUAUUGCUGCGGACCACGCCAGGCCCUUAGUUCAGACUCCUGGUGCUACCAACAAUGCGUAUUUUUUAUGCUGUUUUGAGUUUGAAAGCAAAAGAGUCUUAAAAAGGUUAGAUUAAGAUGUGUCUUAAGGAAAGAUGUACUAAUAUUGGUCAGGGUCAUUGCAGAUGCUUAGGUUAUGUGCAAUAAAGCCGAAACGCAAAUCCCUCCCUGAAUAAAGAAACCAUGUUGGCACUAAGAUCAGUCCUAGAACAUAACAGAAGGUUGUAACUUUGCAAGCAAAAAAUAAUAAAGUUCUUGGUCACAUGUCUCCACCCCCAAAAAGAACAUUUUAGCCAUGGUGCCCCUUAAGGUUUUUUUUUUUUUUUAAACUUAUGGAAGGUUUCAAUAUAAUAGAUUAAUUUUCCAGUUAUGUGGCAAAGUUUAUUGGAUUUGUGUGUAUAAUUAUGGAUUGGAUUAGUUGAGUUUGGUUCAGUGCAUCUGAUUAUCUUCUGGCCUUUAGGGAAAUGCGCUAAAACCCUAAUAUGUCCACUACCCCCAAGCGGUCUCUUUUUGAAGGCGCCGCACAAAAUGUGGUCUCUACCAGCGCUUGGCCUCCAAGGAUCUUCAGUGAGAGACAUUAUUCUUGGAAUAUCCAAUUAAUUCCACGGGCAGUGAUCAGUUAGCGCUUCUUCUUCCUUUCUCGCCAUUUGAAAUGCUAACACAAUGAAUAUUUUCUCAUUGGUCUGUGUCCCUCGGCUAAGCUGUUGCCGCGGGCUGAGAAUUUCAUCGACUGAUGAGACCAGAGGCUCCGCCAAUAAAAGGUUACAGUACGUGAUUUGCAUGCCAAGUGGGGUUUGGUUUCAUGAACUUAAAAGUUCUUUAACUUUUAUUUGACUUUUUUUCUUUUGUUCAAAGUAGAUUGAGGGGUAGUAUAUUUGUGAGUGUUUAAAGUAUAAAAAUUACUAGGGACAGGAGGUCACAACUAUAUUUUGGACCAUCUCACAUAGAUGGAGAACAUGGCCUUUGUGUGAGUAGCUUUUAUGGAGAGCAGCCACAUCAACUUUCUAAGAUUGGGUAAACGGGAAACAGUUUUUCAGAUGUUGCGAUUUACUGUUGGGACCCUCUAGAAUCCUUCAAUAGCUUGACAUUUUGGGGAUUGAUACUGGUAGAGUAUCUUGUGGUACUAAUAAUCAUAUACAGCAUCAUUUGAAAUGACAAGGGAGCCAUCGAGUAGGAUGUUUGGAGGAGGAAGGACUAUUCUUUGGAGUGGUUGGUAAUCAGAGUCUUGGGUACCAAGAAAAUCAUACCUUCUAGAGGAGUAUUCAGAGGCAGAAUGUCUUUUGUUUUCAAGGGUACUUUAGGAGGAUGUUAUAAAAUAUUGAAUUUCACUGAGCACAUGAAAAUUUACAACAAAUAAACGAACAGCACCAGUGUCAUAGGAGCAUACUGACAGCAGAGUAGAUUGUGGUGGAUUCGAUUAUGGCCUACAAACCCUGAGUUUCAGAACUGUGUCUCAACCAGGCAAAUCCCCAGGAAGUAUGAGGCCAAGAGAAGUCAUACAUACAUUCAAUUGGCUAAAUGCUUGGUUCAGAAAAAUAAUGUUUGAUGGUGUCACCUGUAUCUCUUUCAUCUUCCAGACUCUUCCAAACUUGGGUUUUAUUAAGUCAGAAUGCUUCUUGUUGAUUUAAAGCCAUGAUAGACGUCUUCUGAUCUAAGGAAUAUUGUAGACAAAAGCAAGGAGGGAAUGUGGUCAGAUGAAGGUUACUCCAUCCCUUCGCAAAAUGGGGGGAAAAGGGAUUGAGGGAAAAGGAAGAGUCAGCCUUCAAACCACUGUAAUCUUAGAGGAAGGAUAAUAUGAUUGGAGACUUGACAUAUUUCAACUGAAUGAAAAAUCAUGAUACCUUUACCAAAAUUGUUAGCAAAAGGGAACCGGCAGGGAUAGGAAUGGAGAGAGCCUUGCCCCUCUUCUCCCUCUCCCGCCCUCUUCCUUCCUUCCUCUCCUAGCUGUCUGUGAGGAGCAAAGCAGGUGGCUCCCUGUGGCUGACUUUUCAUGACAACAUGCCAUUAGAAAUUGCCGUCCUGUUGAUCAAUCCUCUCGACAUGACAGAUUUGCCGCAAGGCCUGGCUCUUUGAGCGCCAGCACUGUGGCUUUUCCCUCCUUUUUUCCUGCACUAAUUGGUGAAAGUUUUUUUACUGUGCUAGUGGCAGAGGAAAUUCUUUUGAACAUUGUCACAAUCAAGUGUUGACUUCUUUAGAAUUGCAAGUAGGUUAAGUGAGUAUCAACAUUGGGGGUUGAAUGGGAGGAGGGAAAACACUAACACAAAGUUACUACUACCUAAAUUUUAUGAUUAGAGUAGUGCUGGAAAACAAACUAAUUGGAUUUACCCCCAUCCCCGCCCCGCCUUCUCUCAAUAUAUAUAUUGUGGGGUGGGGAAAUGCACAUGUGCGUGUGAGUGUGCACAUGCACGCACACACACACACACACACACAAAGUAUUUAUUAAAAUCGUGGUCCUUUUAAACUUCAUUAUGUUUUGUCGUGGGGGUGGGGUUGGGGAAGCCCUGACAUUCGAAAUGGGGAAAACACGUUGCCAUAUUGAUUGAAGAAAAUACAUCCAUUAGUUUCUUCCUGUAAUACAUGGAUUCAGAGCAACAGUAACACAAUGAUUACAUAACAUACUGUAAAUCAAAGGAAUAUAUAAAGCUUCUGUUAGCGGGGCACAUUUUACUCUGAACUUAAUGGCAUUCUUCUGUCCAAAAUCAGCAUACAAAGAAUAAAACCUCUUGGCAAAGAAUCUGUUCUCAGACACGGAUUCUUCUCCUGAAGUAUCAAGAUACACUUCUGCUUAAAUCCCGAUAUUCUAGUUCAUAUAUAAGAUUAUUUUCUAACCUAGAAUGUAACAACGUUUCUUAAAUGAUUUAAUUCCAAACUUCUCUAUGAAACUGAGAGUUCAUAGGGUUUUAUCUUCCUAUUUAGACAGAAUUUGAAUUGGAAACCUAUUUUUAAUCUAUGAUUCAAAGUAUUUACUGAAGGAAUUUGUAAAAUUAAUCUUUGCUUAAACAUGUAUUCCUUGAUUUAAAAAAUGUGUUGGAUUAAAAGCAUUGUUUAGCCAGAUUGAGACAGAAUAUGUGUAUUUACAUUUUCCAUGUCACAGAAUCUGUGUAGUACAUUCUCAUUCUUAUCUAUAUACCAUUUCAGAUAAUUCUGAAUUGGAAAGAAACAGAGUAUGAAACCCUUCAACUUAACCAUGGGUUUGUGACUAUUGAGAAGAAAUCUUACACAGAAAUAAAGAUUUUGUACUGAUCCAUCAUCUAAACAUAGCAACGACAUGUAAAAAAGAGGCUACUUCUAUUUAGCAGUAGAUACUGAUUAGGAAAUGAGAAUUAUAGGAAUAAAAGUUGCUAAGAUUAUUAGCAGAAUUCCUAGUAAAUGACUUUAGUUUUAGGUGCAAAAUGGAAAGAAGAUGGGGAAGUAUGGUCUGGAAUUACCUGGGCCCGAUAUCCCUCCUUGGCCAUCACAACUGCUGCAACCGUUAUAGGGAAGAGAAGUACAGAAACCCCUAUUGAAAGAAGCAUCAAUUCAUAUAAUUAAUUUUGCCAUUAUAAAAAUCAUUUGUAAAAUUUGCAUUAUUAACAUUAUCAAGUCACUAGUUGGUAAGACAUCAGACAUGACGAGAGUGAAGGGCAGCUUAGGGAGAACCGGGCUUUAAACCCUCAGUAGAUCGGAGUUAGGAUCAAAGGCACUUGCUUUAUGUGGCUGUGCUAGACUUUGAAGUCAUGACUGCACCUACAGCACUCAUUUCAUCAAGUUCACUGGUGUCUUAAUAGCAGAUCAAUAAGUUUCAAAGUCGGAGAGUUAAUUUGAUACUAGUGCUGAUGCAGUCGUGCUGGGGAAGCCGAGAGAGAGGCAGAGAAAGCUGCCUAUUAACAACUCCGGUUCAGAGCGCACAAAGAUGCAGAUUAAGGAUGUAUCUAUGGCCCUAAAAAGACAGGCUCUGGCCAGGAAUGGGGAAGCUGUGGAUUGAUAAAGCAAAGGCUCCUUAAUUUAGACAUCUCAGGUUAUUUGGAAGCCAGUCUAUGCUUGAAAAAUCUUUAGUCGGAUACACAUAAGUAGGUGUGUUUACACAUGUCUGAGUUGUGGUCUAGAUAAACAGGUUAGGGGGAAAACGUCUGCACACACCUUUCUAAAAUAAAGGGGCAUAUCUGCAUAAGGACUAUUGUAGGUUAUGGGAUGAUGUGGGGGAAAAGGUAGGAAAACAGAUUUUUGAAGGGAGCAUUGAAUGUGUGCUUUCAUCAUAGGGAUUGUGUUGAUUUUUUUUUUUAAAGUGAUAUUGGGAAUAUCUCUCUAAGUGAAGCAUAUCUAGACAAUAAUAAUUUGAUACAAGUCCAUUUUGAUCUAUUUUUUUUUUAAAGAAGUGCUAGAGGAGAAGGCUUAGCACCAAAUUCCUUUCCUUCUUUGUAGCGUAACUUGACGUGUAUGUGAACAAAUGGGACUCUUUGUUGCUUUCUUGUAUUCUUAUCUCAUUCUCUUACCUGAUUUUGUCUCAAGUCUCCCCACUUAGAAAGUGAUAUAUUUUUAGGAUCUAUUCCACAAACUUGUUGGAUAUACAGAGGACUGAAAGAGAGAAGAAGAAAAGUUGGGGCAAGAUAGGAUGUUUGUAUGUAUGUUUGAGAUUUUUCUUUGUUUUCAGUGGUUUUCCUUGGGUCCUUCUUACGGGAUAAGCGUAAACAUUAUCGGAUGUGUGGUAGAGAUGACAUCAGUGGCUAUGGCAGGAGGGGAUUUGGAAAGGCUCUUUUUUGGGCAAAAGGAAAGGAUGUAAAGACACAGAGUUCAAAGAUGCAAAUCACGAGAAAGUGGAAACCUUUAAAAAAAUUUUUUAUGAGAACUUUGCCAUCUGUAUGUACAGCACAGGCUUCCCAGCAUCGAAGGUCAGAUUCACACCCUUUUCGAACAAAACUCUAAUUUAGAAUGUUCAUCUAAGGGUUGAUAAUGGUAUUAGAAGGCCAGUGGGGUGGUCAGUGGGUGUUGUAGAUUAGCUCAGUGGCCAUUACAGCUUUACCUAGACCCCCACGAUUCAUUGGGUAGAUUAACCAUCACAUCUGUCAUUUUAUCCCUUUUACCACAUUUAAAAUACGAAAAGUGGAGUGGAAAUAUCAUCUUGAAGACAAUUUAUAUGGAGCAAGCCAAUAAUGCUAUUCCUAAAACAUCUAAGAAAUCACCGUAUAUAUCUAUGUGUGCACAUAUGUAUAAUAUAGUUAUAUGUGAUAUAACUCUGCAAGACAUAGAUAUAGAUGUGGAGAUGAUUUGGGUGAAUUCAGAUAUGUUUGUUAUGCCAGGUAAGCUGCAAAUUUUUAAACUUAAUUCCUUUUAAUUAGUCUUUUGCCAAUGUUGUGGAGAAAGUUAUAUGUUUUAAUAUGUCGUAAAAUGUUUUCUGCUACUGGCUGAUUGCGCAGUUCAUUAAGCUUCUGUUUAAUUUCUGACAGAACUUCCAUUUCAACUUUGCGGCACCCUAAAUGAGACUGUCUGGGCUCCAAAGGAGGGUAGCGGGCACUCUUUCUGAAGGGCGAUUCGGGAUCUGCAGCAUGUGUCAGAGACUUUCGUUGAGUUGUGUUGUUUCUUUUGUGUUUAUGACAGAAAGAUGUCACUGUUAAAGGGAACUUAAGAGUUUCUGUAAAUGUAAUGGUUCAUCCUGAAUAAAGUGAGAGAGACAGUGCUUGGAAUCUGGGGAAUAAGUGUGGAAAGAGCUGAGCUGAUGAAGGUGUUUCUUGUCAAAUUUGUGUAGGAAUUAUUUACUGUGCUGUCUUUCCUGAGCCGCUACAGUAAAAGUGAAGACAUGGAAAAUUAUCCCAGAUGGGACGAAUCGCUCGUUCUCUGUUCUUUUUUUAAAAAGGAAAGAUUUCAGGGGAAAAAAAAAAAGUUGUCUUUUUCUUUAGAACAGUAUGAAUAAAAUCUGGACAGCUGUCGAAAAAGAUAUGCCGUCUGCAUUUUUUUUUUUUUAAAUUUCUAGCCACCACCAUAACUAAAUAGCUUGAAUAGUACAUCUUUUCUUUUUUUUUUCCCCUUCAUACAUAAUGAUCUCUACUUCAUUAAAAGCGUAUUAAUCUGCUUCCCAGUCUCUUGGGAGACACCUUAAGAUGAUGAUAUUGUGGGUUUUUUCCCCCCGAAUUGUUUAAAAAAAAAAAAUUCUAGCAGAUUUGGUCCCUGUCAGUCAGAAAUAAUUGUGUUCUUAAUCUUGUCCCUGAUGGAUGACUCGGAGUUCAGCAACGGGCCGGCUCCAAUGACAAAUACAAUAUUAAUAUUCAUUAACUGCUUUGACAAUGCUAAUUUUGAUGCAGUAGUAAAGGGCCUUCCAAAGUUACCGGCCAAAGCAUCAGAGCUGCGCAAGGUGGCAAGAUAAUUUGUGCUGGUUUGCUGAGCUGAAGGCUUUUAAAGUCUAUAGCAAAAAGCUAGGUACCACAAACAAAAAAGAGAAAGGGAAAAAAGUUCUGAAGCAUUGGAAGGCAGGGCUGCGGAAAUAAUACGAUCACAGUCCGCUAAAAAAUUUGACACCUCUGAUGCAGUUUCUUUGAGUGAAAUUUCUACAAAGUUGCAACAAAAAAGCAUAGCAUGGUAAGUCAGCACAUUCUUGAUUUUGUUUAAUCUUUUUGAUCUUUUCAAUUAUCGCUAUUUGAAGAUCAAUAGUCAUUUUUUCCUACUAUGCUUAGAAGACGCGCAGCGGUGGUUUAAUAUGUGUUAGGACCAUUUGCUUUAAAGAAACACAUCCACAAGUUUCGGUAGGUUUUUUUUUUUUUUUUUAAGUUAGUCAUGAAAAAUGUUAUACAGUAAAUUGUUCUGAAUUCUUUUACAUAUCGGUGUUUUUAACGGUCUAUAUUGGUUUUUAUAUCCCCCACCUCCAAAAAAAAAAAUUCAGCAAGAUAAUUAAGCUCUGGAUGUUGUCAAGAAUUUUGAGAGUACUUUCAGUUGGCAGAAAACUUCGGAGUGAAGUGGUCCUCCAAGUUUAUCUAAAUUCAGCGAGUUUCCUCCCUUGCCUUCUGAAUGGCAUCAGAUAGCUAUUAAAGCGUAAUUUCACUGGAGAACUGCAAAGCAUUACUUUCACCAACUUAGGUGAACUUCUUUGGACUAUUGAAAUUGCCUUUAUGUUUGCUAAGUCGGCAAACAAAAUAUCAGGCUUUGUUCUUUUGAUUGAAUGCCGGGAUUUGGGGGAAAAAAAGAAGAGUAAGAAAGCCCUGCCUUUUUUUUUUUUUUUUUAAACGCCCCCUCCCUUUUCUGGGGGGUGGGUUGUUGUGGAAUCGGGGGCGAUCCCGGUUAUUGUGCUCUUCCCUAUCAAGCGAGAUAAUUCUGUGAAUGGAACUGUGCGUGAGCAUCUUGUCUGGCGGCGCUGCUGGUGUGUGCUGCUCCCCUGUGCCGCGGGUGCGCGGCGGCGGCGCGGGCUGCAGGGCGGGUGCUGCCCUCCAGUGGAGCCCGCGGCCGGCGCGGGCCCUGGGCGGCUUCGGGGCGCAGGCAGCAUGCCCUCGAGCCGGCAGCGGGAAGGACAGCGCCGCAACCCGCUCUAGAUGUCGAACAAAGUGCCGGUGGUGCAGCACCCUCACCAUGUCCACCCCCUCACGCCGCUUAUCACAUACAGCAAUGAACACUUCACGCCGGGAAACCCACCUCCGCACUUACCAGCUGACGUAGACCCCAAAACAGGAAUCCCACGGCCUCCGCACCCUCCAGAUAUAUCCCCGUAUUACCCGCUAUCACCUGGCACCGUAGGACAAAUCCCCCAUCCGCUAGGAUGGUUAGUACCACAGCAAGGUCAACCAGUGUACCCAAUCACGACAGGAGGAUUCAGACACCCCUACCCCACAGCUCUGACCGUCAAUGCUUCCAUGUCCAGGUUCCCUCCCCAUAUGGUCCCACCACAUCAUACGCUACACACGACGGGCAUUCCGCAUCCGGCCAUAGUCACGCCAACAGUCAAACAGGAAUCGUCCCAGAGUGACGUCGGCUCACUCCAUAGCUCAAAGCAUCAGGACUCCAAAAAGGAAGAAGAAAAGAAGAAGCCCCACAUAAAGAAACCUCUUAAUGCAUUCAUGUUGUAUAUGAAGGAAAUGAGAGCAAAGGUCGUAGCCGAGUGCACGUUGAAAGAAAGCGCGGCCAUCAACCAGAUCCUUGGGCGGAGGUGGCAUGCACUGUCCAGAGAAGAGCAAGCGAAAUACUACGAGCUGGCCCGGAAGGAGCGACAGCUUCAUAUGCAACUGUACCCCGGCUGGUCUGCACGGGAUAACUAUGGGAAGAAGAAGAAGAGGAAAAGGGACAAGCAGCCGGGAGAGACCAAUGAACACAGCGAAUGUUUCCUAAAUCCUUGCCUUUCACUUCCUCCGAUUACAGACCUGAGCGCUCCUAAGAAAUGCCGAGCGCGCUUUGGCCUUGAUCAACAGAAUAACUGGUGCGGCCCUUGCAGGAGAAAAAAAAAGUGCGUUCGCUACAUACAAGGUGAAGGCAGCUGCCUCAGCCCACCCUCUUCAGAUGGAAGCUUACUAGAUUCGCCUCCCCCCUCCCCCAACCUGCUAGGCUCCCCUCCCCGAGACGCCAAGUCACAGACUGAGCAGACCCAGCCUCUGUCGCUGUCCCUGAAGCCUGACCCCCUGGCCCACCUGUCCAUGAUGCCUCCGCCGCCCGCCCUCCUGCUCGCUGAGGCCACCCACAAGGCCUCCGCCCUCUGUCCCAAUGGGGCCCUGGACCUGCCCCCUGCCGCUCUGCAGCCCGCCGCCCCCUCAUCAAUUGCACAGCCGUCGACUUCUUCCUUACAUUCCCACAGCUCCCUGGCCGGGACGCAGCCCCAGCCGCUGUCGCUCGUCACCAAGUCUUUAGAAUAGCUUUAGCGUCGUGAGCCUCGGUUGCUUUAUUGAUGGUUUCGUUUUGCUUUUCUUUAUCUGCCCCCUCACCCCCACCUUAAAGGUUUUGUUUUGUACUCUCUUAAUUUUGUGCCACGUGGCUACAUUAGUUGAUGUUUAUCGAGUUCAUUGGUCAAUAUUUGACCCAUUCUUAUUUCAAUUUCUCCUUUUAAAUAUGUAGAUGAGAGAAGAACCUCAUGAUUCUACCAAAAUUUUUAUCAACAGCUGUUUAAAGUCUUUGUAGCGUUUAAAAAGUAUAUAUAUAUAUACAUAACUGUUAUGUAGUUCGGAUAGCUUAGUUUUAAAAGACUGAUUAAAAAACAAAAAGAAAAAAAAAGCAAUUUUGAAGCAGCCCUCCAGAAGGAGUUGGUUCUGUAUUAUUUGUAUUAAAUACGAGCUUGCGAACCAAUCAUUUUACAUCUGGUUUUUAAACUGUAAGGGCACCAUGAAUGCUGUGCCGUUACUUUCCUUUUUUUUUUUUUUUUUCUUCUGUGUGAAACAACUUUUAUUGUGAUGUUACUUGUUAUUGUUUAAAUGUACAGAAACAAAGGGUUAAAAUGUGUUAAUAUACCUUGUUCCAUGGUGUUGUUCUUUUGGGGGGAGGGGAUGCUACUCAACACUUAAUAGAAUCACAAUGCUGUUGGGCCAGUAGUAUUUAUUGCUUUAGAGAUUGCUUGUUGUACCUGUAUGUUGUCCCUUUUUAAAUAUGUUUUCUUUUUUCUUGAAACUGUAUAAAGUUUUUUUCCCCCUUAGCAUAAGCAUCUUAUAUAUAACAACUCAUUUGUACAAGGUUUUUAAGUUUAUAUAUAUAAAAUGUGUAUAUACAUUUUUGUUUCCCUUUUUGACUUUUUUUUUCUUUUUUUUUUUUUUUUUUUUUUUUUUUUUUGCCGUAUGAAACCCAGAUGUCACCAAAUGGACAUUAAUAGUUGCAUUAAGGAUCAGUAGCAUUAACAAAAGUUGCUUUAAAAGCCAUUACAUAAAACAAGACUUGAAAAUGAGUGAGGGAAUUUUAGCGACACUGUCUGAGCAGCAGUGGGAACGUCUGCGUUUCCCCUUUCAACUCCAACUCCCAGUGGGAUGCCCUGCCCUGCGCCCUUAGGACCUGGACUGACCGUGUGCAAAACUUUAUGUGCCAAAAUUCUCAGUGAAUUUAGCUUUCUCCCUCUUUUUGAUGCUGUAAUUUUUGUUCAUCAUGUUUUGCUGUGAUGUUACAUAGGUAGGUUUGUAUGUAGUUUUAAUGUCACCUAUAACAAAAUGUGUUUGGUAGCAGAUUGUCCAGAAAGCAUUUUAAAUGAAGAGGUAUAAACCCUUAAGGGCCAAAAUUCUGUAUAUUAGAUUACUCUUAAAUGAAAAACCAGCUGCCGCUUUUAUGUACGCAUAUUACAUACGAGUAGGCAGCAACCUUUAAAAAUAAAAAAAACCUAGGCAUGUUGAUGUUGCAAAAUGCUGUAUAAAGCUGAAACCUGUUCAUUCAGUGCCAUUGUAGUUGACAUGAAGCGAUUGUAAAACUGUCUCCGAUUUUUCUCUGGUUUAUUAAAAUGCUAACUAUAACAUUUUUUUGUGAAUACUUUGAAUGUUUCCUAACAGUUGUGAUGUUACUGUUCCGUUUUAUGCUCUUAUUCCAAGUUCAUUUUUAAUGGUUUGGAAGCCAUUUUUGUAAUGAAUAAAUGUUCAUGCUGUACAGUAUCUGUAGCAUGCCGUUCUGGAUUAAUAAAAGCAACUUAGUAUGUGCAGAUAAA